Molecule: messenger RNA, 2981 nt
Organism: Caretta caretta (loggerhead turtle)
Lineage: Eukaryota; Metazoa; Chordata; Testudines; Cheloniidae
Gene: CNNM1
Product: cyclin and CBS domain divalent metal cation transport mediator 1
Biological process (GO): transport; magnesium ion homeostasis
Cellular component (GO): plasma membrane
Molecular function (GO): transmembrane transporter activity
Source: RefSeq, a predicted model, not a curated record
AUGGCGGUGCAGGCGGGCGGCCGGGGCCGGGGCGCCGCGCUGCUGCUCCUCUUCUGGGUUGCGCGCCGCCCGCCCGCCGGGGCCGCCUGGCUGCUGGGGCUGCGGCCCGAGGACACGGCCCCGGGCCGGGUCUCGCUGGAGGCCGGCGCGCUGGGGGCGGUGGAGGGGGCCAGCUUCCUGCUGCGCGUCUUCUUCCAGCCGCCGCCCGAGGCGAACCGCAGCCGCGCGCCCUCCGGGGCGGAGAGCGCGCCCCGCCUGGCCUUCGUCGAGGAGCCGCCGCCGGCGGGAGCGGGCCAGGCGCCCGGGGAGCGCUGCCCGCGGCAGAGCGCCGGGGCCUCGGACGUGGAGGUGCUGGGCCCGCUGCAGCCGGGCGGCUCGGCCGGCUCCGCCCUGGUGCGGGUGCGGGUGCGGGCGCCGCGCAAGGGGGAGCCCGGGGCCGGCCCGCGGGGGCGGCUCUUCUCGCUCUGCGCCUGGGACGGGCGCGCCUGGCAGCACCACGGCGCGGGGGGCGGCUUCCUGCUGCGGGUGCGGCCGGCGGCGCGGGAGCCCUGGCUGCUCGGGCCGCUGCCGGAGGCGGGCUGGCUGCGGGCCCUGGGGGCGCUGCUGCUGCUGGGGCUGUCGGCGCUGUUCAGCGGCCUGCGCCUGGCGCUGCUGGCGCUGGACCCGCUGGAGCUCCGCGUGCUGCGCAACAGCGGCUCGGCGGCGGAGCAGGAGCAGGCGCGCCGCGUCCAGGCCGUGCGGGGCCACGGCGGCACCUACCUGCUCUGCACCCUGCUUCUAGGCCAGGCCGGGGCCAACGCGGCGCUGGCCGGCUGGCUGUGCGCAUCCCUGCCCGGCCAGGGCCCGGCGCUGGCCGGCUGCGUGCAGGGCGUCCCCUGGCUGCCCGUGCUGCUCUGCACCGGGGCCGUGUUCCUGGGCGGCGAGGUGCUGCCCUACUCGGUGUGCUCCCGGCACGGGCUGGCCAUCGCCUCGCACACGCUCUGCCUCACCCGCCUGCUGAUGGCCGCCGCCUUCCCCCUCUGCUACCCGCUGAGCCGCCUGCUGGACUGGGCGCUGCGCCAGGAGCUCAGCACCUUCUCCACGCGCGAGCGGCUGCUGGAGACGCUGCGCGCCGCCGACCCGCACAGCGACCUGGUGCGGGAGGAGCUGGCCAUGGUGCAGGGCGCGCUGGAGCUGCGCACCAAGGUGGUGGAGGACGUGCUCACCCCGCUGGCCGACUGCUUUAUGCUGCGCUCCGACGCCGUGCUGGACUUCGCCACCGUCUCCGAGAUCCUGCGCUCCGGCUACACCCGCAUCCCGGUCUACGCGGGCGACCGGCGGGACAACAUCGUGGACCUGCUCUUCGUCAAAGACCUGGCCUUCGUGGACCCGGACGACUGCACCCCGCUGCAGACCGUCACCCGCUUCUACCGCCGGCCGCUGCACUGGGUCUUCAGCGACAGCCGCCUGGACACGCUGCUGGAGGAGUUCAAGAAGGGUAAAUCGCACCUGGCCAUCGUGCAGCGAGUGAACAACGAAGGGGAAGGAGACCCGUUCUAUGAGGUGAUGGGGAUCGUCACGCUGGAGGAUGUCAUUGAAGAGAUCAUCAAGUCCGAGAUCCUGGAUGAAACAGACCUUUACACAGACAACCGAAAGAAGGAGAGGGCGCUGCACCAAGGCAGGAAGCCACACGACUUCUCCAUCUUCAGGCUCUCAGACAGUGAGAUGAAGGUGAAGAUCUCCCCUCAGCUGCUGCUGGCCGUGCACCGCUUCAUGGCAUCAGAAAUCGAACCCUUCAAAUCUCCCUGCCUCUCGGAGAAGAUCCUGCUGAGGCUCCUCAAACGCCCCAGCGUCAUCCAGGAGCUGAAGUACGACCAUAAAAACAAGCGGGCCACGGAGCACUGUCUCUACCAGUGCAACCGGCCAGUGGACUACUUCGUCCUCAUCCUGCAGGGCAAAGUGGAAGUGGAGAUUGGCAAGGAAGGGCUGCGGUUUGAGAACGGAGCGUUCACCUACUAUGGCGUCCCAGCCAUCACGGCUGUCGUCUGCUCAGAUAACGAUGUGCAGAAAGUGAGCAGCCUGGCCGCAUCCUCCUUCCUGCUGCCCGUCUCAGUGUCCCGUACCUUGGCCGUCAGCAGAGGGGAAUCCCUGGCUGGCUCCCCAGUAAACCGAUCACCAUCUCGCUGCAGCGGGCUGAAUCGCUCCGAAUCCCCAAACCGGGAACGCAACGACUGCGGGGGCAGCAACACCCAGCUGUACAGCAGCAGCAGCAUCUACACGCCCGACUACUCCGUGCACAUCCUCUGCGACGUGCAGUUUGUCAAGAUCACCCGGCAGCAGUACCAGAAUGCACUGGCAGCCAGCCGCAUGGACAGCUCACCCCAGUCCCCCGACAUGGAGGCGUUCAAUGAUGGCAGCUCCACCAAGGCCCCGAUGGCCUGGGGGACCCCACAGACCCCGAAGGAGGACCCUACCCCUACCCUCCUGAACGAGAGGAACAGCAUCGUUUGCAGCCGGUCGGAUGGGCUCCAGAGCCCCAGCGACUCAAUGUUCCUCCGCGUGGAGGGAAUCCCCUUCAUCAGGGAGGAGCUGGCAGACAACGAGGAGAACAGCAAGCAGCAGGCCAGCGAAUGCUGUGACAUCACCCUGGAGCAGGAGAGCCCGAACAGAGAGACAGCGAGUGGCACGUCCCCAAGCGGCACCGAGGAGACCCUGGGCAAGAAGCUGCUGAGGACACUGAGCGGGCAGAAGAGGAGGCAGUCCCCGGAUGGCGAGACGACGCUGGAGGAGAAUUCCAACCAAGCGCCGUUCAUCACCUGAGCGGCAGCAUGGCGGGAGCGCAGCGCUGGAGUCCCCGGGAGCCUGGAGGUCUGCAGCCUGAGAGCGUCCUGCAGGGGGUCAUGUGCAACAGCAGUGGGUUUGCACGCCGCUGCCGGCCCACCCAACACCUGCCCUCCCUCCAGGACAUGCGCAGAGCCCCAGGCGAGAAGAGCAAGGCCCCC